GGAGCGCGAGAGGCGGUGCUUGCGCGACUCAAGGGAGAUCAGAGCGCGAGCAGCGGACGGUUCCCAUCUAGAGGAGAAAGGAAGAAAGAAAGCGAGAGUGAGAGCAAAGGGCUGAACAGAAACCCUUUAACUUUAUAAGGAUAGCGGAUUCCAUUCAUAACCACAACACACUCCGAACGGUGUGUUUUCCCCCUUCAACUCUCUGAAGAUGUCUCAGCGUGUACGUCGGAAUGGGUCACCGAUCAGCGCAACGAGCGGGGGUAGUGGUGGCGGCGGCGGCGGCAGUGGCAGCAGUGCUGGCAGUAAUAACAGUGCUGGGGGUGUCGGCCGCCCACAGCCCAUGAGGGCCACAGUGCCGUUCCAGUUGAAACAGGGCAGCCCAACGAGGUGUGUUGGCGGAGGGGGGCGGCAGCAACAGCAACAGCAGCCGGCCUCCUCCCGGAGCAGCCCCACCAGGACUCAGCAACAGCAGACGACCACGGCCUCAUCACGGGGCAGCCCCACUAGGACACAGCAGCUACACCAGGCGGCCACUGCUACCGCCACCACAUCUCCUUGCUCCUCGCCCACUUCUUUGUGGGCCCCAGGGGCUGAUUCUUCACGAGUCAGACACAGGAAAUCUCCAGAAUACAGGGGUUCCCCAGAAAGGAGGAGCCCCAACUCUCCCACCAGCAAAGUUGAAAGAUCACGCCAGUGCUUGGUGAGUCCAUCCAAUAGUAUUCGUCGAACGUCUUCGUUGGACACCCUCGCAGCUCCAUACCUCACUGGUCAGUGGCCGCGUGAUGUCCACAGCCAUUCUGCCCCUUGUAUGAGAGAUAAAGCCACACAGACACCAAAUGCCUGGGCGGAAGAGAUCUCUGAAAGGAAGAAAGGAUCCCACAAACGGUCUGCAUCCUGGGGAAGUAAUGACCAAUUAAAAGAGAUUGCAAAGUUACGCCAACAACUUCAACGUAGCAAACAGAGUAGUCGGCACCAUAGAGAUAAAGAGAGGCAAUCUCCUUUCCAUGGCAACCAUGCGGCUAUUAACCAGUCACAGACAUCUAUUCCAAAGACUAUUUUGAUUCCCGUAACAAUACCAAUUUCAAAGUUGAGCGUUCCCCGAUUCCGCAACAGCGUUGAGGGUCUUAACCAGGAGAUUGAGAGGAUUAUAAUAAAGGAAAGUGGGGACAAAGAGGAGCAGAUGAUUCUUCAGGAUACUCCAGAUGGUCAUCGUGCUCCAUUUCCCAUUCAGCAGCGAAGUAGCAGUACUCGUAGUAUUGAUACUCAAACCCCAUCAGGAAUGGAUCGGAGCAGUACCAGUAGCAGCAGAUCCCAAUCUGUUUCACCAACAUUCCUCGCAAUAGCCAGCGAGGGUAACGGAGAAAGCCCAUGCUACACUGAUGACCUUCUUACAGACAGCAGAGAGAAAGAAAGUGGUACUAAUUCUCCACUACCCAAAUAUGCCUCUUCUCCAAAACCAAACAACAGUUACAACUUCAAACGAGAGCCACCUGAAGGAUGUGAGAGAGUAAAAGCCUUUGAGGAAACUUCACCAAAGCAGCUGCAUGAAAUUCCUCAGUUCUUCUGUCCAGAUAAAAACAAGGUGAACUUUAUACCGAAAAGUGGCUCUGCAUUCUGUCUGGUCAGUAUCCUAAAGCCACUACUACCUACGCAAGAUCUAACACUGAAGAACUCCAACUACGGCCUCAUAGUCCCAGCAGCAGUCUUACCGACAGUAUCUCUGGCACAGCCUCUGCCAACGCACAUGGAACAAGAUAGAAUUUCAAGAGGCACCUGCAUGGGCCUCCUGCAGUCUUCAGUACACCAGCAUUCAGCACAGACAGAAGAGUUGGAGAAAUAACCCAGUGAAGCAGGCCUUCAUUGGAGAAACCUACCACAGCGUCACAUAUCUGCAACUUGGCAAUAAGGUUUUCGGCCCCAGGGUACAGGCAAAAGGUGGGUGGUGGGAGAGUGGGUCACGGGGUCCAAUCAAACCCAACAGCAACUUUUAAGGAAAUGCCUUCCUCUAGACCUUUUCACAAUGGGGGAUGAUUUUGUUAGGUGCAUGAUGUUUGACAUUUUUUUAGUGUGAAGUAUUCCCCCCCCCCCCCCCCCCCAUGGGCACAAGGACUAAAGACAAAAUCUGCGGAAGGGCACAAACUUCAAGGUGAUUGGGCAAAAUGUUACUUGAAAGGACCAUAGCUGUCACUAUUUUUCCCUUCCUCUGCGGAGCCUUAUCUUUUUACGGUUCCUGUUCUGUUUACAUUUAAAUAAAGAUUAUAUAUAUUAUAUAUAAAGUUAACAUUUCCAAGUUAAUCAAAGGCAAAUGGAAGCCAGCUUUACACUAGUGCAACAGUAGUUUGGUUCUCAGGAAAUGUUCCUUGUUUCAUUUGUGCUAUUGUAUAUUUACUAUAUCACUGGUCACUUUCACAUGAGAAGACACGACCAAUACUAAAAAUUUCCCAGAUAAUGGCAAAUUGCUGUUUGCGGUUAUUAUUAGUGUGGAAGUCAUAGUGGGAUAGUGAGUGAAACAAUGUGAAGGCACUUUGCUGUCUCGUUGUUAUUGAUGGACUAUUAUGAUCACACCAUUGCAAACUGUGUUUUGAAACAGUAUGGCACCAGGUAGAUAUUUAGGAUAGACACAAAAUGCUGGAGUUACUCAACGGGACAGGCAGCAUCUCUGGAGAGAAGGAAUGGGUGAGUCUGAAGAAGCGUCUCGACCCAAAAUGUCACCCAUUCCUUUCCUCCAGAGAUGCUGCCGUCCCGUUGAAUUACUCCAGCAUUUUGUGUCUACCUUUGAUUUAAACCAGCAUCUGCAGUUCUUUCCUACACAGGUAGAUUUAUAAUCAGCCCUUUGAUAAUGUUCUUGCUUCGGUUAGAAACGGUUGGAUUUCAUCUCUUCUGAAGAUGCACUGGAAGCUUAUAUUUUGGAUAUGGUGUCCAGAGUUUUAACUCUUCAUGUUGGAUAUUUAAAGGGUGUUUUUAUAGGAGCCUUUGACUUGGAACAAACACUCGUAGUAUUUUAAAAUGAAUUGUUCAUCUUUGGAAUACCCGAUGAGCCUUUACUGCUUUUCCAUGUGGAAAAUGUAUUUCCUUGGAGAAUAAAGGUUAUCUCCUUGUAUUUUAAAUAUUCAAUAUCCUUGAAACAGUGGUAAUAGUGACCAUUGCAUUAUUCAUUCAACAAAUUAUACAAUUUUUGUACUGUUGUGUUGAAAUUGCCAGUAGUACUUAAAGAUUAAAGAAUGUAAAAACUUUGGCCACAAA
Molecule: messenger RNA, 3243 nt
Organism: Leucoraja erinaceus (little skate)
Lineage: Eukaryota; Metazoa; Chordata; Chondrichthyes; Rajiformes; Rajidae
Product: protein FAM117B-like
Exons: 8
Coding region: 209-1840 (543 amino acids)
Source: RefSeq, a predicted model, not a curated record